This is a messenger RNA of Nematolebias whitei (Rio pearlfish), 1809 nucleotides long. RefSeq names its product ADAMTS-like 7 (gene adamtsl7). The record is from RefSeq and is a predicted model, not a curated record. Lineage: Eukaryota; Metazoa; Chordata; Actinopteri; Cyprinodontiformes; Rivulidae. Gene Ontology annotation, biological process: extracellular matrix organization. Gene Ontology annotation, molecular function: metalloendopeptidase activity. The transcript has 11 exons. The coding region runs from base 1 to 1809 and encodes 602 amino acids. Gene Ontology annotation, cellular component: extracellular matrix.
AUGUCCAGGAUAAGAUACCACACAGUGAUGCAGUAUGUUAAGAUGCUCUCUAUGGAGCAUAAGAGAAGGACAGCAGUCUCUGGUCUCUGGGUGAUGUUCCUCAUGAUCACUCUCAGGAAGUACAGUCUCUGCUGGGCCUUUUUCAGCAACCCAGAGGUGUUCAUGCUACAGAGUCUCGGCUGUGAUGAGUAUCUGGGGUCAGGGAAGGUGAUAGACAAAUGCGGCGUUUGUGGAGGGGACAACUCAACCUGCAGGCUCGUCUCAGGAGUCUUCAGACACAGUUUGUCCAAGAUCGGCUACCACAGAAUAGUGGAGAUCCCAGAGGGAGCCACGAAGAUCAACGUGACGGAGAUGGUGAAGAGCAGAAACUACCUUGCUUUGCGAAGCCGUUCUGGGAGAUCCAUUAUUAAUGGAAACUGGGCCAUUGACCGACCGGGGAAGUACGAGGGUGGAGGGACCAUGUUCACCUACCGCAGACCCAAUGAGAUCAGUACCACAGCAGGAGAAUCAUUUCUUGCAGAAGGCCCCACCAAUGAAGUCCUGGACGUUUAUAUGAUCUUCCAGCAGCCAAAUCCAGGUGUUUACUACGAAUACAUGCUGCCCUCGGAGAACUCUGUUGUGCCUCAGCAGCCAAACCACAGAUCAGAAGAAAAACCCACGACUGGACCAAAUGAACACAACCAGCACAAUAACGCACAACAGGAACACUCAAAUCCGGCAGGAGGGGGGAGAUAUCCCCCUCGCAUCCCUGACAACCAGGUACCUGCCGUCCAACCACCCAGACGUGAGCGACAGUACAACUGGAAACUGGCUGGUGCCACAGAAUGCAGCGCCACCUGUGGAAAAGGUUUCAGGUAUUCAGUCUUUCACUGCGUGCACCGGCAGAACCACGUUCAGGUGUCGGACGGUUUGUGUGACAGCAGCGGGCGCCCGACGCCGCAGGAGGAGGCCUGCAACCUGCAGCCAUGCCCAGCAUUCUGGGAUAUCGGAGAGUGGUCCGAGUGCAGCAAGACGUGUGGCCUGGGCAUGCAGCACCGGCAGGUCCUGUGCCGUCAGGUUUACGCCAACCGCACCCUCAACGUCUACACGAGCCGCUGCCGACACCUGGAGCAACCCGAAACAGCCAGUACCUGCCAGCUGAAGAUCUGCAGUGAGUGGCAGAUCCGCUCCGAGUGGACCGCUUGCUCAGUGCCAUGUGGGCUGGGUCAGAGGUCCAGAGAUGUUCGCUGUGUGAGCAACGUGGGCGACUUUGUUCCUGAUGACGAGUGCAACAUGAAUCUACGGCCCGUCGAUGUAGAAAACUGUGACAUGGGAGCCUGCGCUAAGAGCUGGUUCUACACAAACUGGGGCACCAGGUGCUCUGCUGAAUGUGGGAUGGGCGUGCGAACCAGGGGGGUUCUCUGCCUGACCAACCACAUCAGCAGUCUUCCUCUGGAGGGAUGCGGCAGCGAGCGACCUGCAGACUCUCAGGUCUGCAACAAUGGCCCCUGUGAGAAUCACAUUGAAUGGUUCACAGGUCCCUGGAGUCAGUGCUCUGCGGAGUGUGGUCCUGGCAGCCAGCAGAGGUCAGUGGUGUGUUUAAUGAAGUCAGAUGAAGGAAUCACCGUCAUGCCGCCGUAUGAAUGCUCGUCUUUGAACCGACCCCUCAGUCAGCAGAGCUGCAACCUGAAGGCCUGUGGAGCCAAGUGGUACCACACUGACUGGAGUGCUGUGAGUGAGACGACACACUUUUCUACUUUUAGUCUUUACGUGUUUAGAAUGUUCCCAACAAAUAAAAAUAUUAGAUAUUUGGUUGAAGUGGAGGCUUGA